AUGCGCCGCGUUUGUGAUCUUAUUAGUACUCUAACUAGUAUUUAUUACGUUGUUGUUGUUGUGCGCAAAAGUCCAAAACGGCCGCACUUUUGUGGUGAUGAUGGAAAAAACAAACACGUAAAGACGAAGAAGAAAAAGAACACCGCUGCUGUUUUUGUCGUCUCUCGCGAGAAGGUCAUGUCUUCUGGAGUGAGGACGCGAGGGCAGAAAAGGCGGAUUGGGGAGAGGGAUGUGUGGGAUUUGAUCGUGAAUAACGACGAUAUUUGUUUCGCUCACAUUCUUCCGAGAUUGAAUUCGAUGGAUGUGAAAUUCUUGUACGAAGUGAAUGGUGAAACGAGAAAGUUGAUUAAGAGAUCAUCUCGCGAGGAGGAGUUGAAAUGGAAGUGUUAUAUUGAACAGAUGUCAUCGAUAUCGACUUUGGAGUUUGCAUGGGAGAAUCGAUCGUUGUGGCCGAGUUGGUGGGGCGAAGGCGAAACUUCUUUCUGCAUUCGAGUUGCUAAAACGAAUAAACUCGAGUUGCUCAAGUGGGCGCGAGAGGAGAAAAAGUGUGAGUGGGAUGAAGGGACGAUUACUGUGGCUGUAAACCAACGUAAUCUGGAAAUGGUAAAGUAUUGCGUUGCAAAUGAGUGUCCUAUCGAUGGGAGGGCGUGUGAAAUUGCUGCCAUAGGAGGUCAACUCGAGAUGCUCAAAUACUUACACGAAGAAGGCAAAGUGCCUUGGACUUCGGGUACUGCCGAAUGGGCGGCUGAAAGUGGUCAUCUCCACAUACUCGAAUAUCUUGUUGAGCGUAAGUAUGAUCAAUAUAACGAAUGGGCGUGUGCGAAUGCAGCCAUGAACGGCCAAUUAGACUGUUUGAAGUACUUGCACGAAACCGCCGAAGCGCCUUGGGACUCUCAGGCCGUUCGAUUCGCACAUGAGAACAACCACCCCGAAUGUGUACAAUACCUCCUCAACAAUAACUGUCCAUUACCAGAAGACUGGUCAUAUGAAGGUGGAGUACUACACACUACCGAUUCCGACGACGACUAUUAUGAUGUUACCGACGAAGAUGACGACUCAUACACGCACACGUGGUAA
Molecule: messenger RNA, 1077 nt
Organism: Bathycoccus prasinos
Lineage: Eukaryota; Viridiplantae; Chlorophyta; Mamiellophyceae; Mamiellales; Bathycoccaceae
Exons: 1
Coding region: 1-1077 (358 amino acids)
Molecular function (GO): protein binding
Source: RefSeq, a predicted model, not a curated record